Messenger RNA from Copidosoma floridanum, 1599 nucleotides. RefSeq lists its product as uncharacterized. The record is from RefSeq and is a predicted model, not a curated record. Lineage: Eukaryota; Metazoa; Arthropoda; Insecta; Hymenoptera; Encyrtidae.
GCGCUUUUUACUUCGUACUUGUUUACGUUCGAAACAGAAAACAUAACCUCAACUUGGAAUAUUUUUUGAUGUUUAAAUCUGUAAAUUCUCUUUUCAAAUGAUUCGUUGAAUACUAAUCAAAGUAUCAAGGGAAAGGUUAAAUUCUCAACUUUGAGAAAAUAAGUUAUUAAUCAUACUCUCAAACGUUAAAGAUCGAGUAUUUACGUUUCCUGUAUGAUCAAUCGCGACUGACUCAUUAGCUUACCGGUUAAGAUACUGCUUGAACAAUGAGUAUGAUCCACGACCCACAUGUCAAUUGUCCUUACGAUGAGAGCCACCGCAUCCUAAGGUCUCGUUUGGCCUUUCAUCUUACUCGAUGUUCCAAGAAUCAUCCAAAUGCAAAGAAAAAGCAGUGUCCAUAUGACGUGCGCCAUCUCAUUGAUCCUGUGGAUUUUCAACACCAUAUUGAUACCUGUCCUGGUCGAGAAUCGGUCUUGCAUUAUGCUUUGCAUGAUGCUGAUCAUCAAGCUAGGACCAUGAACAUCUUACCAGUGCCUGCUUCUGGCAUGCCUGAAGCAGACAUUAUUCCAUCAUCUGAAAAUUGGGAUGAAGAUCAAGAGGUUAUCAGUUAUAAUCCGCUUAUGAAUAUUUUACAAAAACCAGUUGUUCGAACUCUAAUUGGAGCUUCUAAGUCAGAGAAAAAGAGAUUUAGAGAGGAAGAAAGAAAACGUUUGCAACAGCUGGGAAAUGAAUUAGAAAAAAAAGAGAAGCAGAAGCGUGAAAAAGAAAAGGCUGCUGUGCAAAAAUCCACGUUUCUUCAACCCAAAAUGGUGCCAAUAGAUCAUUCAGAAAGGGAGACUGUCCUUCGUCGACCCAAAAAACAAUCUGAAGUUUUGAAUCGAUCUAUGAUGGAGGAACUAGAAGAAAUAACGGAAUUGCCGAAACAAAUAAACGCUGAGGUACAAGAUGAUAAAAAACCAAUUGAGCCAAAAGCGCCAGGCAAGUCUCAAGCUAGUCAGCCAUUAGUUGGUGUUGUGUCGAAUGCAAGUCAUGGAGCAAUACCAAAAAGGAUGACAACAAAUGAUGAAAAAGAGUUGGCUGAAAAGACAUCUGCAAAUUCGCAGAAUAAAGAAAUUAAGGCUGAACCUGAACCAAAGAAAGUUCCUUUCAGCUAUGCUGCUGCUUUGAGCCGUAAUAAUGCAAAUGAAGAAAAAGUCAAUACCACUCUGAAUUCUUCAUUUAUGUCUUGCCAUACGGCUGAUGUUAGUAUGAUAGAUCAAUUAAGUCAGGAAAUCGAUAGUCUUUUGACAACUGAUGGAGAGGAUCUUGAGAUUAGUCGGCUGGAUGAAACGAUUAACGAGAUGAAAAGUAACGAAACUAAAGAAUCUACUAGUUCAAUAAAACCAAAGACUGCUGGACAGAGAAGCAUUUACUCAAGAAGGGCUAAUCGCACUGCAAAUUGAAAUUCUCACUAACUUUAAAAAAAUGUUUUUUUAUUAUACUAAGAGUGACUUCAUACCUCGUUGAAUUGUGAGUAAAAAGUAAUCAUUUUAGUUUAUUGUAAUUGUUUAGUAAUGAUAAACACACUUUUUUUUUUAAUUCUUCCCAACUUUGGGAAGA